Messenger RNA from Saccostrea echinata, 7352 nucleotides. Its product is annotated as signal-induced proliferation-associated 1-like protein 2. Gene Ontology annotation, molecular function: protein binding; GTPase activator activity. Gene Ontology annotation, biological process: activation of GTPase activity; regulation of small GTPase mediated signal transduction. Bases 1042 to 6282 code for a protein of 1746 amino acids. The transcript is spliced from 27 exons. The record is from RefSeq and is a predicted model, not a curated record. Lineage: Eukaryota; Metazoa; Mollusca; Bivalvia; Ostreida; Ostreidae. Gene Ontology annotation, cellular component: cytoplasm.
GUCUGAUAGUGUUAAUUGUGUAAUUACUAGGGAUAUAGUCAUGCAACAUUUUGAUCAAUGUGUGUAAGGCUGUGUUGAUGUAAGAUUACCACCUUCAUGGACAGCCCACUGAUAGCUGAUCCAUAAUCAAACCUCGCUCUGGCCUCGGGCUGUAAGGAGCUCUCGGCCUGUACAGGAGCUUGUGUGACUAAGUUACCAAAGCAGGACGGAAAGUUCCUAAUCUUAAAUCCCUGUGUUUGUUUUUAUUCCUUUCUGAACAGAAUUCUUAUCCUAUUAGAGGAUUUUUAUUCUUUUGAAAAUUUAGUUGGAUUGCUGAAUGUCAGAAGAAGUUUGUACUGAGCUGUUUUACAAAAGUGCUAGAAGAAAGCUUUCUAAGAUUUUUGCCAGCUUUAGUUAAGUAUUGACCACUGGUAGAGGUUUGACUGACAGAAGACGAGGAGGGAAGCAUGGCAGACAGCUGGAGACAGGGGACCUCAUCUGAGGGAAAAAACAGGCCAGGCUGUACACACAUUAAGGAGGGUAUCACUGGAGGAGAGUGAAGGUUUCAGGAAGUGGAAGUCAGUUGUGCUCCCCCAUGAUGGAAUACAGGCAUUUAUUUUAAUCUAUUAAAAAAAAAAUCUUCCCAAAACACAUGUUGCACGCUCCAAAACAAGAGCAGAUUGGAAUGGGAAUGAACUCUUAGUAUGAGAAGGAGAAUUCCAGACGUCAGUGUUUCUUUGUGAGAUAGUGAAUUGAUAAAGGAAGGAUUUAAAUAAUAUAGAAUUCUAAUUUAAUGGAAUUUUUGAGGCACAUGGACCAGACUUUGAAGGCUCUGUUAGAUAGUUUUUAUCUGUGAUAUUAUGGAUUUGAGUGUUGAAUUGACUUGUUAAUGGGAUGAUAAAUAUUUGAUGAACAGCCUCUUCUUUUUCUGUUGGAUUCUCUCAUAGAAAGGAAGCAACUGGGAAAUGUUAAUUUCCAGUAGGGAAUACUGUUUUAAUGUGUGAUUAUAAAGAAAUGUGUGAAUAUUUUGUUUAUCAGGAUUGAAGUUUUCUGGAUACUAAUAUGGCAAAUUCUGAGCGUGUUCCUCUGGAAACUAUAAGAAAACGGUCUGAGAGAGCUGUGGAUUAUUAUAAGAACUGUGUGGUUCCUGCUUAUCAGGGAAGAGGUUCACCAAUGAAAACUGAAGGUUAUGAUUCUGUGGAAAAUAUUAAUGGAAUAUAUACAUCCCACAAUGGCAACCCAGACCAAAACAGGGGAACCAAGGGAGGUGUGACAUUUCAGGAUUCCUCGGGGACAUCAAACAGUACUGUGAAACACAAUGACAGUUUCACCCGAGGGGGUCAACGUGCAACAUUUCAUGGAACUCAUUCCUCUAAAUGGAAAUCUGCAAAAUCUCGAACAAAAGAAAAAUCCAAGUCUCCAGAAUCAAACUCUAGUAGCAAAAGGAGUAGUCAGGGUUUGAGUAGAAGUAAUAGCAACUUAGAAAUGGACAGCAUAGAUUUUGAUGAUGCUGCCGAUUUUCACAAUAGCUCCAUGCGAAGAGACUAUGGGAGCACUUCGUCAUUGGAUGUACUUAGUACAAGUGGUGAUACAAGUUUUUUUGCAAUGGUCAAGGACCUUGGACAUAGAAACUUGGAUCAGAGAAGCCCUGCACCUGCUCAGAUGCAGGAGUUCUUGAGGGGCAGGAUAGACAGUAAUAGGGAGAGAAUAGGUGCAAGGAGUGACAAAUUUUCUAAUGGUUCCACUGCACCAGACAGGGGAGGUGGAGAGGAAGUGGAUGGAAGUCCUCGUUCAAAGAGCAUGAAAGUAAAAGGUGGAAAAGAGCGGAAAACUAGAUCAAAAUCCAUAACUAAUGACUCGAGAACAGGCAACAUUCUAAACAAAUUUCGAGGGAAACAAGAAGUUGAAAUUGGUACAAAAAUGACGGACUCAAUCAACUCUGAAAUAGGAGAGGAGAGACUAAGAAAAAAGACAUUUGUUCACUAUGAUUGUCAAAGUUUGGGCUUUGACAUACAAGCGGUGAUCAAUAAAAGAUCAGAUUCAAAUGUAUCAAAAAAUACCUCAACAGGUGCUUCUGCAGCAUCAGGACAAGUGCGAAGUAGUAUGGCUGGGGAAAAGGACACCCCAGACAUAUCUGCUGAUACUGAUGAGGGGGAUGGGAAAUCAAAUGCUCUCGUUUUAUCAUGUCCAUUUUUCAGAAAUGAACUGGGUGGUGAAGAGGAAAGAACCAUAAGUUUAGGACGAAAUGUGACAGGCAAAUUGUCAAACCAAAACAAUAAUAAUACUCUCCCUGCAGGAACUAGUGCAGUAACAUCCACAAGAUCUCCCGCAUGUUGUGGUUUGUCUAUAUUAGACUCUCUACCAACUCCUACAGGACUUAUCCUCCCUCAUGUGGUAUUACACCGGGGCCAUGUCAUUGAGUAUGUGGACCAUGGUGCCAGCUACUAUAGACAUUUCUUUUAUGGAUAUGACCACCAGAACUAUUUUGGUAUUGAUGAUAAUGUUGGUCCUGUUGCCAUCAGUAUUAGGAAAGAGAAAGUGGAGGAUCGGGAAAACAACCUUGGACGUGCAGAUUAUGGCUCCAACCAGUUUCGAGUCAUUGUUAGAACUAGUGAACUUACCACACUACGAGGUGUUAUAUUGGAGGAGGCCAUCCCCACCUCAGCUAGCCGGCUGGGGGGAUCUAAGACAACAACUGUCAAAGAUGUUAUUGAGUACAUAUGCCCUGAUCUCCAGACUUCCUGUCUUAAGUUGGCCUUAUCCAGUCAAAAAUCCCUGGAUCAGCUCCUCAAAGUUGACCAACAGGGGGUGAAUCAGACGUACAAAGUAGGAAUCAUGUACUGUAAGGCUGGCCAAUCAUCAGAAGAGGACAUGUAUAAUAAUGAGCAUUCUGGACCUGCCUUUGAGGAGUUCUUAAGCUGUAUUGGACAGAAAGUCAGACUGAAAGGUUUUGAAAAGUACAGAGCUCAGCUUGAUAAUAAAACCGAUUCCACAGGGCAGCAAUCAGUGUACACCACCUUUAACAAUAGUGAAAUCAUGUUCCAUGUGUCAACCAUGCUGCCCUACACACCAAACAACACUCAACAGUUACUACGCAAGCGACACAUUGGAAAUGACAUUGUAACCAUUGUCUUUCAAGAGCCUGGGGCUCAGCCAUUCACUCCUAAAACAGUCAGAUCCCAAUUCCAACAUGUUUUCAUCAUUGUUCGAGCUCAUAAUCCAUGUACAGAAAAUGUCCGCUACAGUAUUGCUGUCACAAGAUCCAAAGAUGUCCCCCCAUUUGGUCCACAUAUCCCAGAGAAUGCCAUGUUCCCAAGAUCAGAUCAGUUUGCUGAAUUCCUGCUUGCUAAAGUCAUUAAUGCGGAAAACGCAGCUCACAAAUGUGAAAAGUUCAUUGCCAUGGCAACUCGCACCAGAACCGAAUACCUCAAAGAUCUGGCUCAGAACCAUGUGACCACAACUACUCUGGACUCUUCCAAACUAAGUAAAUUUUCCCUUGGAAGUGGUCGAAAGAAAGAUAAAGUGAAACAAAAAGUUGUUCCAGAUAUGUAUGCCACAGGUGCCAUUAUUUGGAAUGUACAGGUUGAAGACUUUGGUUCAGGCUCUCAGGUAGAUUCUGUCCUGGCUAUCUCCUCAGAAGUCCUGGUCAUUGAAGAGGAAAGCUCUAAAAGUGUCAUCUUCACAGUCCAUUGUGGGGCAGUUAUUGGCUGGACAGCUCAGGCAAACAGCAUUAAGAUAUACUUCAAUCAGGAGGAGAGUAUUUUGGUGCGGCUCCUCAGUGGUGAGAUGGAGGAAACGGACGAGAUCUGUUGCAGGCUUCGGGCAGUGACACCUGGAUGUCCCACUGAGGAAAAAACCCUAAAAAGGAAUGGCCUGGGACAGCUAGGUUUCCACAUCAAUGCUGAUGCCAUUGUGACUGAUGUAGAAAAGAACAGUUUUGCCCAUGAGGUGGGAUUGCUGAAGGGUAGCCGCCUGGUGGAGAUCUGUAAAGUAGCUGUGACCAAUCUCAGUCAUGAGGAUAUGGUGGAUCUAUUGAGAACCUCUCAGACGGUGAAGGUCACAAUGAUACCUCCUCUGUUAGACGGAACUCCGAGGGGUGUCACCACAUUACUCACUAACUGCCGAUAUACAUCAUUAAAUACCCUCAAGGCGGCCUGCAAGGCCACACAAAAUGUGCAACAGAGACAAAAGGAGGCCCUAAUGGGACAGAAGUCUGUCCCACUGCUGAGCCCACUGAAUGGUUCCCACCACAGUCUGUGUAAGACAUCCUCGGACUCGUCUGAGUAUCUGUAUCAGAGACACAAGACAGACCUCACCACUUCCACCGAGACCUUGAGUAUGGAGUUCCUCAAAACCGAGUUUGCCAGUAUAUUUUCUGGGUCAAAUGAGAAUCUGUUCUCACCUGAAGAUCAGCCAUCUCAAUUAUCCAGCAGUUCAAGUGAACAGUCUUUCCAUCUGAGGGAUUCGCUAAAUUCCAAUUCAAGUCUGAAACUGGACAUCCGACUUUCCUCAAGUUCCAGUGAGUUUGCCACAAGUCCCACCCAGAAGGAUCCCCCCAGAGCUGAAUCCCCAAGUCAAAGGGGUUUUCAGACCCUCCCUCACAACAGAAAGCCAUCAACCCCCACUAGGAGUGACAGACAUUCACCUGUGAAGAGCCUUGUACCUGGUUAUCGUCCCCUGGCAACAUCAAGUCUUCAAAGAGGAGCAGGGCUUCAUCAUGCCUUUACAGACACAGCUUUGAUGUCCAAGACAUCCAGUCCAUAUGAUGAAGGUUACACCUCCCGGCAAACGGACACACUUAGGUCAGACGAUGGGAAACAUGAGAGGUCAGGGUCCAGGGACAGUGGGGACUACCAGUAUCUUAGUGGAGCUCCCAGACCUUGGUCUAGCACUCGUGCCACAUACAAUCAGAUAAGGAGGCAGGAUCCCACAAAUUCCAGUGGUGACUCGGGCUCCUAUGGCAAUACUCUUCAUAUGUCAGAAAGUGUUCCAGCAAGCAUGUCCUCUUUACAGUCCAGUAACUUUACACGGAAAUACUCAGGCCCAGGGGGGGAUUACUCUGCUGUGCAGCAUGGCAAUAUAUCACUGGAAUUAAUGAAACAGACCCAGAACUCUAAGUAUUUAUUGAGUCAGGAGUCUGGUGUGAGGAGUACUAAUUCUAGUGUGAAUCUUAGUGACACUUCAUUCUCCAGCGGAUCAUCUCAUAACUCGGGAGCAGUGCCGGGACAGCGGGGUUACAAUGACCCAAGUUACCACAGCAGCAGCUCUAGGGAUGAUUUAACAAAUGUUGGUAAGAAGAGAGCAGAUCCUACCUCAGCGAACAGCAAAGGUCGGCCCAGUGGUCACAGGAGGACCCACCUGUCAGAGGUGUCCCCACUCAGCAGUGAAAAUGGCAGCCCAAGAUCUUCUCAAAAGAACCUGAGUGGAAUGUCAUCAGAGGAAUCCUUGAAUACCCGCCUCCGUCCAGGUGUGAAUGGUAAACACUCCAAGACACAGUCCAAUGAACUUCAAGAGGACCUCAAACGCUUGAUUGACAUGGACCUCAAAAACAGUGACCUCAGAGGAAUACUGCAGGGCAGCUCUAUAGAAAGACCUUCUUUUCCACUGAAGAGAACCAUGUCUGAUGAAAGCCUCCACAGUCAGAAGGGUGCCACCAUAUCCCCCUCCCGAGAUGCCAUUGUGGCCGACCUCAUUUUCUCCACAGCCCCUCCUGUCCCUGCACUACCUAAGGAGGUGCUGGGAGAUGCAAGGUUGUCUCCUCGUGCCAUGUUGGACAGCGCUAUGGCAGCCAAAGCACGACAGGUAUUGAGUCGAAAUGCUGCAGCUGCUCAACCCAGAACCCAACAGAACCCUGUUCCUCUCCCAGAGUCAGCCGCCAGCUUAGACUGGUCAAACCUGGUCAAUGUAGCCACAAAGGCCAUAGAAAGUACAGAUGGCUCCAAGUCCAGGAGUUCUUCUGCUAGAGAUCCAAAGGACAGAGCUCUCCCUCCCGAACCUGGUAAAUCUGGGGUCAAAAAACCAAGCAACAGCUACACCACAAAACCCCCAACAAACCAGCCACAGGGAAGUUCAGUGUGGAGGUCUGCCGUAUCCAACCCACAGCAGAGAAUUCAGGAGCUGGAGAUCAAAGUAGAGCAGUUAGAAAUGGACCUUGAUAAGGAGAGGAAAGAGAAUGCUGAUCUGGAGGCAGAAGUGGAGUCGCUAAGACGAGACAAUAUCCGCCUUCAGGAGGAAUCACAGACUGCUGCCGCACAGCUCCGCAAAUUUACCGAGUGGUUUUUCCAAACGAUAGACAGACAGUAGAAAUUACUCCAUGUAAAGGGGGAUAACUCAACAAAAAUGAUAGAGACAUUCUUCAGUGAUAUCCUAAUGUGAUAGAAAUUUUGAAUUUAUGAAAUCCAUGACUGUUUAUAAUGCUAAAUACGGUAUUUUGAUCAAAAAUAUGUCUGAAAUAAAGUAUUACAGGACGUGUUCAUGCAGAUCAUGUUGAAUCCCAUAAGCUGGGUAUAAUAUUUUGGUGAAUUAACUGUGAAUUUUCAUUGAUAACAUGAUCCUGUUAUAUUUAUUAUUUGUAUAUAUGAAAAACAAUACACUUCAUCUUGAUUACUUGUUUACUGAAAGCAUUGCAGAUAAAUACUCAUACUGUUGUAUAUAAAAUUAUUUGUAAAAAUCAUUUAUCAGAAUAUAUCACAAAUUUCAUGUUGGAAGAAAAACAUUAUUUCAGUUCAUUCAUGGUUGUGCACUGAAAGUGAUAUUGUAUUGUUUACUAACAAUAUUUUUUUUUUUCAUUCAGAGUGAGCAAAACACACGAUCGAAUCUGUAAGUGUGUAGACUCGGUAAAAUCUUACUCGAUACACAGUGAACAAUGUGUUAUGUUUCAUUCUGAUGCAUCACAAAUCAUUUAUAUUAAUUUGUUUGAAAAUAAGAUUCAGAAUAGCAUUAUUUUUCAUCAUUAAUAGAAAAUAUUUCUUUAUGUGUAAGAAAUUUAGUGUGUUAAGUUUAUUAAAAUUAAAAGUUAUGCCAUGUACAUUGAUUUUAAGCAUAAACUCUAUUAUGUCAGAGUAAGAACAAUACUACUGUACAUCCUUGACCUUGCACAUACAUAUUGUAUGUGUACAUUAUCUAGUCAGCUGUUGGUUAGGAAUCCAUUGUGUACAUCUUUAUAUGAUUAUUGUUUAUGUAUAUAACCAGUUUUGUGAUGCUCUCCAUACACCAUUCCAUGUCAGUAUAAGUGGCCUUCCAGAUUGUACAACCAAUUCUUGUGCAUUAUAGCCAUAUAUUUAUUUCAUUUUAACAUUAUAUAUGUAUUUUGUCUUAUUUUGUAUAUAAUGUAUAUGUUUACCACUGAAGAAAAUACAUUAUCGAUAACCAUG